AUGGCAAAUAUACACAGAUUGGGCGAUGACAACGACCAGGAAAAUAAUUAUCAGAACAUUAGGGGUAAUGGAGGAUCAUAGAUGAUGUCGAUGUUCGGUAAUUGUCUUCAUCUAAAACCAUUAGGAGGAAUUGAUGGAGACCCAAGAGGCGAGAAUUUUUUUCACAUGCUGAAGAAAUCGUUCUGUCCAAAACUUAAACCUAUUUCGUUUACCACAAUAAUUUCAGCUCUGAUUAUAAUUCUAUAUAUCACAAUGCUGGGAGUGGGAGGAGUCAAUAAAUAGGAUCGAUUUUUAUCAGUUUACAAGAAAACUUUGAAGGAUUUUGGUGGAAAUGAUCCAAAUGAAGUUAAAUAUAACUUUGAAAUUCUCAGAUGGGUGACAUCCUUAUUCUUGGUUACGGACUUCUAUAAUCUAGUGAUUGCAAUCUUUAUGAUAUUCAUCUGUUAUUCAAUCGUAGAGGCUACAUAAGGAUUGCAAUUAACAAUGAUAGUAUUUUUUGGAGCUGGCGUAAGUGGUGCAAUAUUUGGAGAUUUGUGUAACAUUUGCAAAUAUACAACAUAUUCUGAAACCUUUGCUUGCAUCUAUGCUUGUGUAGGAUUUUUGAUAGGAGUAUAUAAUUUAUUAUAUUUAAUAGUACAUAAUUUUAUAUUGGCAAAAAUUAGAUGCUUUGGGAGACAUGAAAUGUGCUUUGGUUUGCUUUGUUGCUAUGGUGGUAAUAUUUGUAAUGAUGUUCACUUUUGGAUCAGGAUAAAAUAGUUUUUAUGACAAUUUGGGCGAAUUGGGAGGUUUUUUGGGGGGAUUGUUUAUAGCUAUGAGUUUGAUCGAAGUGCCUUAGAGUGGGGAGUAUGAAACUAUUUGUCGAAAGGUCGGAUAUGGAUUUCUGGGAGUCUAAAUUGGAUUGAGUAUAAUUUUAUUAUAUUCUUUGUCAUGCAGCUGA
Molecule: messenger RNA, 937 nt
Organism: Paramecium octaurelia
Lineage: Eukaryota; Ciliophora; Oligohymenophorea; Peniculida; Parameciidae
Source: the annotation of a GenBank genome assembly